Salarias fasciatus (jewelled blenny) is the source of this 3494-nucleotide messenger RNA. RefSeq names its product glycerophosphocholine phosphodiesterase 1 (gene gpcpd1). The record is from RefSeq and is a predicted model, not a curated record. The transcript has 20 exons. Gene Ontology annotation, biological process: glycerophospholipid catabolic process. The coding region runs from base 348 to 2369 and encodes 673 amino acids. Gene Ontology annotation, molecular function: glycerophosphocholine phosphodiesterase activity; starch binding. NCBI's taxonomy places the organism in Eukaryota, Metazoa, Chordata, Actinopteri, Blenniiformes, Blenniidae.
AGCGGAAGUCCUGUUUGUGCCGGAGGAUGUUUACGAAUUUCUGUUCAUUGUUUUGUCUUGCGGGUUUACCAAUUAUCUCUGCUUUUUGAUAGUGCACCCGCUAGUUUUAAUCUCUUUAAUACAGAGGUUUUGUCACACUUUUGGUCCGGUAACGUCUGGUUUGAUACCUGCUUGUCCACCCAUGGCUGCUGUUGAACCGGCUGGUCGGGUUCGUUUUCCCUCACGGCGACGUCUCUCUGCAGGGUAGACCGACCCGGACUCACCGAGCCUGGUUCCAGAGUGCCAACAUCCGGAGCAGAGCUGCCUAAAUACCAAAGCCUGUUUGAACCUUUGUGCGUGUGAUCCCAAUGGAGACCUCUCGGGUGACUUUGGCAGUGAGGGGGCAAACCUCUCCAGGCGAGGUGAUUGCUGUUGUUGGAAGCUGUGAAGCCCUGGGAAGCUGGAGCCACCAGAGAGCUGUGACCUUACAUCCCCUUGGUGAUGAAGGACACACGUGGACCACAACAGUCACUGUGCCGAAAGGCACGGUUACCAAAUAUCGCUACUUCAAGGGUUUCUUUCUGGAUUCAAAGAGUGCAGGUGGUCCCUGUCAAGUGAUAGUCAAUAUGUGGGAGACCCAUCAUCACCCCCGCACGAUGAGCCCCACAGCCUCACAGCACAAUAUUGACGAUGGACAGUUUGGAAUUCACGAUGGGGUGAACUGUGUUGACUCCGGGUGGCUGACCUGCCAGACGGAAAUUCGCUUGCGGCUGCACUACUCCAAGAUGUCUCCGGUUUCCAUCACCAAGAAGAAAUUCAAGAAGUCUCGCUUCAGGAUCAAGUUGACUCUGGAAGGCAUCGAAGAGGAGGAAGAGGAUGAAGAUGAGCACAGCCCCUCAUCCUGGCAUAAGAUGACGACCACUCUGGGAAUCAGUAUGAUCAGUGCCAACGGCUACAAGUCGCGCCACUCCCAACCCGAGUGCGGUUAUGCCCUCGAGCCCUCGCGGUGGACCGAGUACAGUAUCCACACCAUGGAUCCAGACAACCUGGAGCUCACCUUUGACUUCUUUGAGGAGGAUCUGAGUGAGCAUGUAGUGCAGGGAGAUGUCCACCCAGGACACGCAGGCACAGCCUGCCUCCUGUCGUCCUCAUUUUUAGAGAGCGGCAAAGACACAGGAGUCGUGACCCUUCCAAUAAUGGGGAGAAACUCCAGACAGACCAUCGGGAAAGUAAGAGUGGAUUACCUGGUAAUCCGACCCAUACGCGGGCUGCAGUGUGACAUGAGCGCGUCGUUCGUGCGGUACUGGAAGAAGAGAAGCACUCUGGAUGUGGGUCACAGGGGAGCUGGCAGCACACACACCGCAAAGCACCACCGAGUCAGGGAGAACACCAUCGCCUCGUUCAAAAGUGCUGCUCAACAUGGCGCAGCCUUUGUCGAGUUUGACGUUCACCUCUCCAAGGACGCCGUUCCCAUUGUUUAUCAUGAUCUGACUUGCUGCAUAUCCACCAAGAAGAAGAAAAACGACCAGACUCUGGAACUGAUCGAGGUGCCAGUGAAAGAUCUGACAUUUGAUCAGCUGCAGCUUUUGAAGCUGGCCCACGCCACUGCCAUGACAGGAAGCGAUCACAAAGACCUGCUGGACGAUGAGGACGAAAUAGACGAGCAUCAGCCGUUCCCGUCGCUGUCGCAGAUCUUUCAUUCUGUCCCCGAGCAUGUCGGCUUCAACAUCGAGCUCAAGUGGAUCUGCCAGUUGAAGGAUGGCUCAUGGGAUGGAAACCUGUCGUCCUACUUCAACAUGAACAGCUUCCUCGACACCGUCCUGUCCUGUGUGCUGCAGAACGGCGGGAAGAGAAAGAUCGUCUUCUCCUGUUUCGACCCGGAUAUCUGCACAAUGGUGCGUAACAAGCAGAACAAGUACCCCAUCCUCUUCCUGACUCAGGGAAUCUCAGAGAAGUACCCGGAGCUGAUGGACAUCCGCUGCCAAACCACCCAGAUCGCCAUCAGCUUCGCUCAGAGCGAAAAUAUUCUGGGAAUCAGCGCUCACACCGAGGAGCUGCUGAACCACCUGAACUACAUCGGCGACGCCCAGGCCAAGGGCCUGGUGGUCUUCAGCUGGGGGGACGACAACAACGAACACGAGAACAGGAAGAAGCUGAGAGAGCAGGGCAUCGACGGGCUCAUCUAUGACAGUAUCUGCGAUGACCAAGCAGAGGAGCCAAACUUCUUCCAGGUAGAGGAGCAGCACUCCCUGCAGGAGGUGAUCACCGAGGAGACCCUGAAGAGCUCCACCUGCUCCUGCUACUCCAUCCCGUGCGCCAUGGCGCCCUGCAUCGCCUCCAAGGCCCGCGCUGGGAGCGCCGAGUCUGACUCGGGCCUCAGCUCGUCCUAAAGCCACCCACAUUUUGCACAUGCAAGAGGACCAAGUUGGGAAUGUGUAAAUAACUCACAGGAAUCAUGUUGAAAACAAUGCAUGCAUCAGAACGUGCUUUUUCUUUUCCCCGCCACUCGUCUCCUCAGGAUUACCGACAACACCUCAUCUCCACUCCACCCAGCCAUACACACACCCGCGACUCUUCUCUAGGGUUUUGCUAAUGAAUCGGCACGCUGUGCACACAGGAAGAGCAAUAUCAAACUUUGAUAUUUUACAUCUCAGGAUGUAUUUAUGAAGCCAAACUGUUUUGUGCUAAUAGGAAUUCAUUCAGUAUUUACUGGGGCAGAGGAUUCGCUAAAUGUGUGUCAAAGUUCCUGAUGCUGCAGGAAUUCGCUGUUUAUUUUAGAUCAUUUCUGUCUACGUAGCCAUAACAUGAGGUGGGUUUUAUUUUAAUCCAGCAAGUCCAGAGCAGUUUCUGGAUUUCUUUCACGAAUAGCAGAAAAGGUUUGAUGACAGAGCAGGUCAUGAAAUACUUUGGUCUUUGCUGAUUGACUUCAGCGCAUGGUUCAGAUCUACAGAACUGAUUAACUUCCUCUUGAACAAUGACUUGGCGUAGUUUAAAGCUCCUGUUUUCCCGGCCUUCAGGCUCUUUGUUUAUCCUCCCAGUGAUCGGUAGUUAUUUUAGUGUGUUACAUUCUUUACUAUGCACAUCUACUUGAUUUGAGAAAAUGCAGAAGAAUGUUUUUUUUUUCUUCUUUUUUUCUUUGCAACAGUGCACAUAAAGUCCACAGCCUUAAUGGGAAAAUGAAAGUAUUGUCAGCUGCUGGCCAUUCGUUUAAGAUUACCAUUACUUCACUCGUCAUCUGUACACAAUGAACACUUAGUGUCGGUCCUUCUUGAAAAAUUUCAAUUACCUUCACAACAUCAAUCUGCUUUGAGUGCCAGGAUAUUUUCUGGCCCCAUUGACUCCUGGGAAUUUAUGUAUAUACAAAUAAAUAGUGACUGUAUAGCUGUUUUAUCGCACAAAUAUGUCUCAAAGACAAGCUCACUAGAGCGCUGCAUGGUCUGUAAAUCUGUGAUUGAACAGAUGAAAUAAUGAAAUGUAACAUGUAACCGCCUCCUCUCAUGUAAAUAAAAGCGAAA